Molecule: messenger RNA, 1215 nt
Organism: Sphaeramia orbicularis (orbiculate cardinalfish)
Lineage: Eukaryota; Metazoa; Chordata; Actinopteri; Kurtiformes; Apogonidae
Product: tumor necrosis factor receptor superfamily member EDAR-like
Exons: 10
Coding region: 5-1195 (396 amino acids)
Biological process (GO): positive regulation of JNK cascade; positive regulation of canonical NF-kappaB signal transduction
Cellular component (GO): plasma membrane
Molecular function (GO): protein binding; signaling receptor activity
Source: RefSeq, a predicted model, not a curated record
AACCAUGGACAGUUUGCCAGUUGAGGCUUGUCUUUAUGCUGCUCUGCUCAUGGUUUGGUCCGUGCAUUCUCAGCCCAGCUGUGAUCAGACAGAGUUCCUACACCCUAACGGUACUUGUGUUGCAUGUCCUGUAUGUGGACCUGGAGAACAACUCACAGAGGACUGUGGCUUUGGAGAUGGUGGUGAAGGCAUCUGUAUUAUGUGUGAACAAGGAACAUUUAGCUCAGAUACAAGUGUGGCCCCCUGUACAAGGUGUACCCAGUGCAACCUGCUGAAUCGCCUGCAGAAAACAGGAUGCUCAUCUACCACUGAUGCCCUCUGUGGACAGUGCCUCCCAGGGUAUUAUGAACUCAGGAGUAUGACUGGAGGAGUGGAGCCGGUCUGUGUACCCUGUUACAAACACGACACAGUCCAUAAAGAGUGUUUGCUUUUGACAUCUGUUGGCUCUAAAGCAGAUGUUCCCAUCACUGCAACCAGGGAAAAUUUCCAGGAGCCUAAGGAGAAGAGGUUAAAGGAAGACACAUUUUCAGUUGUUCUCAUUGGAUCAGCUACAGCCUCCUCCAUUUUUGUCAUUGCUCUGUUGCUGUGGGCAUUCCUCCUAACCGCUGAGAGAUUCAAACACGUCCCUGAAUACUACAAUGGGUCUGAGGGAUUACUGUCUGCGCCGCUGAACAGCCAUAAAGAGAGAAUAAUAAAACCACCAGAGACUCCUUCACAGAAACCUGCUCAUACUGAUGAUCCCCUGAGAGGCCUAAACUCAGUGAGUCAUGAGAAUGAGGUGCACCCGACUUCCAUUGUGAUUAACGUCACCACCAACAUCAAAUCUACUAAUCAGAAUAAAAAUAAUACACAAGAGAAUGAGAGAGACAGCUGUUUUUCACUGGAGGAGAUGGAGCAAAAACUGCAGAAAAUAUGGGAGGUAGCUCAAGAUCAGAGUAUCGAAAUGCUGGACUAUGACUCAGUCCAGGACUUGUCCCUGCUGCUGGACUCGGCUGACAAGAGUAUUCUGAGGAGACUGGGCCGGUCUUUAGGUGUCCCCCCUAAUGUCAAUACUCAUCUCCAAGGCUUCCAGGACCUUUUUCAGUAUCUACGCACCUCCACAUACACACUGCUGCCCCAGCUGGCCCAGGCUGCUGCACUCCUGCCCAGUCCAGAAGUUGUUGCAAGGAUACAUCGAGCAGUGGUGACCAAGUGACCGCUAAACCCCCAGGGGUG